Molecule: messenger RNA, 2247 nt
Organism: Penicillium verhagenii
Lineage: Eukaryota; Fungi; Ascomycota; Eurotiomycetes; Eurotiales; Aspergillaceae
Exons: 3
Coding region: 1-2247 (748 amino acids)
Source: RefSeq, a predicted model, not a curated record
AUGUAUUCACAUCUUGAGUAUGGUGGCAGCGCGGUAACAGCAGCCCACUGCAAAGCCCAGGAAGACCUAGCAAUCGUUGAUCGCAUUCUAGAGCCCCAAACGAUAGCCAACUUUCUAAGUUUCGCCCUCGGCAACCCACUCCCAGAUGGCACUCAACCCGACGCAUCCGUAGUCCGCCUCUCAGUCGACGAAUACCCCAUCCUGGAAGCAAACUUCCCACCCGGCUCAAGCGGGGAAUCCAUCGCCCACCGCGUCGCAUCCCGCAUUGGCUCCGAAGAAGACAAUGGCCGCCUCUGCCUGGUCGGCAAGAACAUCCAUUCCCUGAAAUCCCGUCUGUGGGAGGGCAUAGUCCCGCUCAGCGAUCAACGCUGGAAAGAAAAGCGCCUCGACGACCCAAGCAACUUCGAAUAUGCAAUCCACCACCUGACAGCCGUGGUCGCCGUCUUCGAGUACCUAAAUACACCAAUCGUCCGCGGGUACCUCCGCGACACCUUCAACUACAUCUACGACCACUGGGCAAGCGCAGAUACGGUGCUCAACGCGCGCAGGCUGGCCAAUGGCCAGUUCCAGCGUGUGAGCAUCGCGAAAUUAUGGACGAUGUAUAUGUCCGUUCAUUUUGAGGUCAUGGCGCAGCGCGCGCAUGGGUGGGUUAGCAGACAUAUUGAGGCGCUCCGGGCACCGCAGUUGCAGGGUUUACGGGAUCACCAAACCGUGCUUUCGGUGGGCGGGCCGGAUCGGCUGCAGUGGAGGUUUACGGAUCAUUUGCAUGUGCUGCUGGAGACGGCGGUUAAGGCCGAUUACUUGGUUAUGAUUCCUAUGGGUGGGUAUAAGGGGUAUGCGGCGCUUUAUCCGGAGCGGGCUGCGAAGUCGGGUGAUCUGCAUACUGGGGACGCUCAACGGCGAGGGCAGGCGUAUGCGGCGAAGGUGAAGGCGCGGAGUCAUCAGAUCAUGUUCGAUAGUAUGAUGCCGUGGAAUGAUGAUGGGAAUGGGCGGGGGCAGACCUCUGGGGAGGGAUUUCGACAGUCGGGUAUGCAGCAGGUUCAGGCUCAGGAAGAGGUUAGGGAGGAGAUGAGGGGGGCGCCUGGGCCUUUGCCAAGGGAGCCUUGGAUGAGUUCGGCUCUUUCGGGUGUGGAGAAUUCUAAGGGUGAUAAAAAGACUGAGUUUGGGUUGACAAUCUAUCGGUUAACCUAUGGGCAGUCGGAGGCUCAAUGGACGGAUUUUGUCCAGAAGUUUGAGGCGCAUGCUUCCGACUUGGGAGAUGGACAGACGGGCUGUCAUAUGCUCAAGCCUCAUUUGAAGCUGGUAUGGGUUGACGGAAAGGAGCAUGGUAUUGCAGAAGGCGAUAUCGAAGCCGCCAAACGCCACUUCAACAAGGAAAAUGAGGACAGUUCUGAGAAUGAAGGUCUACGCAUACAAGAGAACGUCUUCCUUGCUGUGGAUUCCGCCUCAUUCGAUUCCUAUACCACCAACUCCUACCGAGCCGCGACAACCCUAGUUCUGGCCGGUGACUUCAAAGGUUUCGUCCUUGCCAUUGACCCAGACUUCGACCCAGAAGAGGGCAUCGAACGACCCGACGAAUCUCCUGGCUAUACCGGCCAGAUGCGGAUUCUAGGAAGUCUCAUCUGGGGUGAUCUCUUUGGUAUUAUCAGAUCCCAGUCGGCACUACUAGAAGACCUCUGGCCCCUGGCAAUCGACCACCCGAACCAGGUAUAUGUCGGACCAACUACCCCACUCCAGGUCUACACAUGGAGAAAACAGAAUGCAGCGCGCUGGAUUGGCCUACGAGAGGUGAUAGAGUAUGCAAAGCGCAAGAUGGGAAUGAGUACAUCUUCAUCAUCCGGAUCUGCAGGUGCAGAUACGCCUUUAUCGACAACUGCCUCGACGGAAACGCCGCAGCCAGUAUCAGAACCAGAACAAGCGCGAGGCUUCACUCCUCACUCGGGCCCAGAGCUAGAUCCUGCUACCCAUCAGAGAAUCCGCCAAGCUAUGCUUCAGGACUUCCAAAUUUAUUUGCGCCAGCAAGGUGCAGAUCGCGAGGCGAGUGUUGUGGGGGAAAUGUUAAAUUAUCCGCCCGGGCAGGAGAUAGAUUUUGCUCAGCUCGGGCAGCGAUUUAGAAAUAAUAUGGAGGCACGACGACGACAACAGCAGCAGCAACAACAACAGGAAGGGGAAGGGGAUAAUGGGGGGGAUCGGGAUGCUGAGAACGAGACAGACGAUGUACCACCGCCGGGGUGUCCAACACAGUGA